Procambarus clarkii (red swamp crayfish) is the source of this 435-nucleotide messenger RNA. Lineage: Eukaryota; Metazoa; Arthropoda; Malacostraca; Decapoda; Cambaridae. The record is from RefSeq and is a predicted model, not a curated record.
AUGACGGGAUAUAAAGGGGAUAACAAGCCAGAGAAAUGUUCAGUGUGUUAUAACGAUUAUGAUGACAAUCAGCUACGGCCUCGCACACUGCCGUGCGGCCACACAUUCUGCUCCCAGUGUGUUGACAAUGCUAUCAAGAAUGGUCAGCUGACCUGCCCCAGCUGCCGUGCCGAGCACGCUGCCACAGCUGCUACUCAGUUCCCAAUUAGCUAUGCUGUGGAGGCUUUUGUUAGGAAACUCAAAAAUAUCCAGCAAACACAAGAGGAAGCUGUACCCGCAAAAAAGAAGUUACGUUCCAUGUUGCAGGAGCAGAAGAGCAUCAUCAGCAGCCUCAUUACUAGCUGUGAAGAGGUCAUAUCACAAGAUAUUGAGUUGCGUUUUGAGGAAAGGAAGCCUGUUCUUAGGUUUAUCGGGGUUCCCAAGGUCAGCUACUGA